GUGCUCACAGAGCGUGUGUGGGAGAGGAUGUGGUUUGCAUUCUGCGGUCCUCAUGCCCACCUCAUGCAUCAGGAAUCCUUGCAGCCCUGUGAUUGGCCUGUGCGGGCUUGGGCUAAGUCCCUGCCAAAAUACCAAAAGACUGCAGAGGUGGGCAAGGACCUCAGCAGCCCCCAGACUAGCAAGCUACAAGCACUAGUCAUGACUGUACAGUUAAGGGCCGUCCGUCUGCUCCCCGUUCUCCUAGCCUGCUUCGUGCAAGCAAGUCCCAAGCAGGAGAAGAUGAAGAUGGAUUGUCACCGAGAUCAAAAAGACACCAUCUAUGACUAUGAGGCCAUCAUGCUUAAUGAGAAGGAAUACGUCCCCUUCAAGCGCUAUGUGGGCAAGCACGUCCUCUUUGUCAACGUGGCCACCUACUGUGGUCUGACAGCGCAAUAUCCUGAACUGAAUGCACUCCAGGAGGAGCUGAAGCCCUUUGGUCUAGUUGUGUUGGGCUUUCCCUGCAACCAAUUUGGAAAGCAAGAACCAGGAGAUAACAAAGAGAUUCUUCCUGGGCUCAAGUAUGUCCGUCCAGGGGGAGGAUUUGUACCUAACUUCCAGCUUUUUGAGAAAGGAGAUGUGAAUGGUGAAAAAGAACAGAAAGUCUUCAGCUUCUUGAAGCACGCCUGUCCACAUCCCUCUGAGAUUUUGGGCACAUUCAAAUCUAUCUCCUGGGACCCUGUCAAAGUCCAUGACGUCCGUUGGAACUUUGAAAAGUUCCUGGUGGGGCCCGAUGGAAUCCCUGUCAUGCGCUGGUCCCACCAGGCCACAGUCAGCAUAGUCAAGGCAGACAUCGUGGCCAACUUGAAGCAAUUCAAAACCCAGUAGGAAGGUGGGGUUAAGGGCAGGAGCCAUCCUGCUUCUCACCUAAUGACUUGCUCCCUCUGCCCACCCAAAAAAGGAACAUCCAUCUUCUCACCACACUCUCUUCCUACAUGGGCUCCCCAUGAGUAAAUCACCUCCACAUACUGCCAGAGUUCCACGCUCCACCAACUAGAUUUAUAUUUGGAUGCUACUGCUCAUUUGCCUCUCAAGAGUGUGUGAGUGAGGAUGGAAGAAAACGGAGACCUCAAAUCCCCAGACCUCUGUUACAGGUUGGAUUACUCAUACCCACCAGAGGGAAGUCAUCCUUCCUCAGCAGUGGUUAAGUCGGCCGUCACAUCCUGAAGAGCGUUCCUAGACACCCUGACUCUUCCGGUUCCCUCCACCCUGAGGUGUAGAAAUAGCAAUGCGGUCAUAGUCACACAAUUUAGGUUCUACUUCAUGACACUUUUUGUCCCCUAGGACAAACAUGUAUCAUCAGUUUCCAAUUGUUUUGUCUCCGUUUUCAUCCAUGACACCCCUCCCCCCACCAGCCGUUCUCCUAUGGGAGCAAGAACAUUGCUUCACAAGAAUAGAGGGCCUCUCCAUGCUGGUGGGACCCCGAACCUCCCUGUUUGGCCCUAGAAGAGUCUUCCUUAUUGUCUGGUCUUUAGUGCAUUCAGGUUCUGGCACCUGGGCAGGAACUUUAUCUUCUGGAGGAUGGGCUUUCCCAUCUCAACCCUGGAUUCCUCAGCUUCAGAAUGAGCCCCGCCACUGCCUCCAAUGAAAUGUUUUCUGUAGCGUCAAAGCUCUCUAUGGGGGUUUUUAAAUCCUACCUGGUGCUUGAACUCGUUUUAUCUCCCUCCUCCUUCUUACUCUGUCACAAAUGAUGUAUUGCCCAGAAGAUCUGAGCCCCCCAGAUGGAAAGAUUCACAUUUGGAAGGUUGUCACCCGAUGGCUCUCAGUUGUCAGUCCUCUUCAGGAAUUGCCUCAACCCAAGUUUGUCCUUUUUCCAGGGCAGCCUGUAUCCAAUCACUGGCCCCUAAGAGGCAUAAAGGCCAAACCCUAACUGUUCAGCUUAGAACGACUUUGAAGGGCCGUCGUAGCUCUAGACAUGCACGAGGACUAGGCCAGUAGCAUUUGUGCUUGCACUGCACCCCGAUUUUUCCCUCUGACAAAUCCUGCUUCUCUUCUUUGCCACCCCCAAACCCUCCGCGUGGACCCUCAGUUAAUGCCCUAGUAAAGUUCCUGAAUGCAAAUAUCCAUCUUAGAGUCUACUUUCUAGGGAAUCCAACGAGUAAUUGUUGGUACCAAAUGUGAUCUGAGAAAGAAGAUGCUAAGAAGAGCUAUUGAAGCUGGUUUAUUCACCAUCUGGUUGAUGAUGAGGAGAUGGCUGAAGCACACAUGACCACUGGCACAAGGAGCAGUGCCGUUGUCAGAACUUUUGCCAAACUUGAACUGGUGUGGUAAACCGGAGGAAGGGUGAGCACCAGCAGGCACGAACUAUUAGGUGCUUGAGAAACAUGAGGGGAACAGAUAUUAUAACGUCAUGCAAUUGGAUAGCCGUUGCCAGAGGAAAUCGACGCUCUGGAGAGAGACAGUUAAAGACUGAGGAUGAUACAUUAUUAAAUUAAGGCUAAGCGUGAAAGUGUGCCUCCGUAGGAUGUAUAAAGGACCUCUCCUAUCUGCAACUUCAGAGCAGAAAAAUCUAAACCCCAGGGCCAAGACUUAAUCACAGGAAUAGUAUUGAAAACUCUGAAGAAGUUAACUUCCAGCUGGGCACAGGGGUUCUUGCCUUUAAUCCCAGCACUUUGGGAGGCAGAGGCGGGAGCAUCACUUGGGUCUAGGAGUUCAAGAUCAGCCUGGGCAACAUACGGAAAGCCCAUCUCUCCAAAUUAAAAGACCUAGCCAGGCAUAGUGGCACACACCUGUGGUCGCAGCUGCUAGGGAGGUGAGGGAGGAGGAUCACUUGGGCCUGGAAGUCACGGCUGCUGCAGUGAGCUGAGAUUUCACCACUGCACUCCAUCCUCAGUAACAGAGAGACAUUGUCCUAAAAAAAAAUUCCCAACCUAAAUCGUUUUCUAUGUCAAAGUCAUGGCCUUUAUUGAAAAAGAAUAGAACUAUGAGAUAUUGGAUGGAGACUUCUGUUUGAUGUAUUAUUACAAUAUCCAAAUCCCCAAAUUUUCCAGGAACCCGAAAACCUUUAGAAGUGGCCCACCCCUUCUUACUGAGGGUUAGCAUAUCCUUCUUGCUUGAGAACAAUGCAGAUGACUGCCCUGCCAAAUAUUAUGUGCCUCAGCUCCCACUCACCGUCUGCUUCAUAUCAAACUAGAUUCUCAGAGUUCCUGAAGAAGGGGAGGGCAACCUGAAGUUAGAUAAGGAGACUUCAUUGAUUCGGGAGCGCUCUCCCUGAAUACAGAAUUUACACUUUGUCAAGAACCGACACACUGUUCAGAUGGCUCCCACUUGGGGAAAAAAAGAAAAAUGUCUCUCACUCAAUGUAGUAGAAGCACUACAACUGUUUCAGCAGGUGGUAGAAAUAGGGGAUCAAGCUGGGCACGGUGGCUCAUGCCUGUAAUCCCAGCACUUUGGGAGGCCGAUGUGAGUGGAUCGUCUGAGGUCAGGAGUUCGAGACCAGCCUGGCCAAAAUGGUGAAACCCCACCUCUACUAAAAAUACGAAAGAGCCUGGCGUUGAGGCAGGCGCCUGUAAUCCCAGCUCCUUGGGAGGCUGAGGCAGGAGAAUCGCUUGAACCUCGGAGGCGGAGGUUGCAGUGAGCCAAGAUUGUGCCAUUGCACUCCAGCCUGGGCCACGAUAGUGAAACUCAUCUAAAAAAAAAAAUAGGGGAUCAAAGUUCAUAAAAGUGGGCAGGUUCAAGUGGUUUCCAUGCAGUGCUGGGAACUCUGCUAGAUAACUGUAUAUCACAGGAAGGCCAAAGGACAUUCAGUCUGAAAAAUAAAAAAGGAAUGUGCUGGUGAGAGGGGCUAUUUGUUAUGUAGUUCAAUAACUUUAACAAAAAUUUAAAAAAUAUUUAAUCUGUCUUUGUUAAAUCUUCAUAGAAAAAGGCUGACAUUUAAUGCAACAAAGGUAAACAAUGGAUUUCUCAAGUUAUGAGACUUUGGCAAAUUUUCCAAUAAUAUUACUAUUUUUCUGCAUUUACUUAGCCUGCGUUGCAUCUACCUAUUGCAAACAGUGAUUUUUGUAAAGGAAAUACUCGCUCUCUGAGUGUUUCCGAGUAGCAAAGUAGUUUAACAUUAUUAGAUUUAGAAUCAGCGAGUGUCUGGAUGGGGGGAGAGGUUGGCAUUUCACUUAAAGCCGCAAACGUGUAGCCGAACGCAGAGUGGAGAGACAGGAGGUGGAACAGCGGGGUGUGAAGCCCGCGGGAUUCCGAAACGGUGGAUGGAAAACGCACGGGUUUUGUGCAGGCGGAAGACGCGCUUCUUGGUGGGGACUUCGCCCGGAAAGCGGUGACUGACACGUCUAUUUUACGUGCAGCCAUCUCAGCCUCCUGCUUUUGGUGAAACGAUGUGACUUUCUUUCGUUCAAAUGCUUUUAAAUGAUUGUCUGAUUUGAGAGAACCCGUGGGAGAAUCUGAGCCGAAAACCAAGGUACCGGUGACGGCAACCGCGAGUCCCCGGGCAUCUCUGAGAUGGGAGGAAAAGGGCUCUGGGUCAGCUAAUUCCGGGGUUCCCUUCAUUUUUGCUUUCAAUCCUAUCCGUGGAAGUCCCGUAUUAGAAGGUGCCUAAAGUUCAUAUGAUUCAAUACCUUUAAAAAAAAAAAGUUUGAAAAGAGGUCAUGUUUAAUCUGUGUGAGCAUCUUAUAUCUUCCCAAAUCCCCGUCGCCUCCACGGCUCCAGUGGCGCAAUCGGUUAGCGCGCGGUACUUAUAAGACAGUGCACCUGUGAGCGAUGCCGAGGUUGUGAGUUCAAGCCUCACCUGGAGCAGUUUUACUAUUCUCCUACCUGUAGAAAUUCAAAAAUGGGGAGAGCUUACCGAGUUUCAGAUCCCUUUCAGCGACCUACGUACCGUUCUCAUUUAGACUGUACUCGGAACCAUCACGUGAUCUGACUUACAAUUCCCAGCGUAAGGCAAUGAUGACAGAUGUAUUCUUACGGUCCGUUUAGAUGUCUGCCUUUGUCCAAUACCUCGGCAACAGUCGCCAAAACAGCUCUUGACAGUAUUCAUUUCAAUAAGAAACUGACCGGGUGUGUGUCUCACGCCUGUAAUCAGUUCUUUGAGAGGCCAAGGCGAGCUGGUCUCUUGAGUCCAGGAGUUCAAGACGAGGCGUGGGCAACGUGAUGAAACCCCGUUUCUACAAAACAUUACAAUUAAGCUAGGCGUGGUGGUGCGCACCUGUAGUUCCUGGGUGACAGAGGGAGACCCUGUCUCAAAGAAACCCGACCUUCAGAGUCUCAGGCCCAGAUAGAUGAGGAAUAUAUAAAAAAAUUAAUGACAAGUACUCCUCUGUGACUUUUCAACUCUGUGAAAUAAGGACGAUCUUGGGUUUUUUAAAUCAUUGAGGUGGUUUAGAGAUGCCUGACAGUCACACUUGGUAGCUUGUUUCCAGGUAGCCUAAUAUUUUUUCAAGAAAAUUCUAUAACAGACAGUUCUUACAUGUUGCAUACUUGUCAUGGUGGUUAGAAGCUGGAUGUACAGCCCUCUUUUCCAGAUACUACUCCUGAGUACCUUCCCACCACCUGGUAUCUUCCCAGACAGAUACCAGGAUCAGGCCAAACUCCCCCUCCCUUUGGAUUUUAAACUAAAUCUGAACAGAAAGAAGCAUCUGUGUGUUUUCUUUAGAAAUGUUUCAUUUAAGGCCGGGCGCGGUGGCUCACGCCUGUAAUCCCAACACUUUGGGAGGCCAAGGCGGGUGGAUCACGAGGUCAAGAGAUCGAGACCAUCCUGGUCAACAUGGUGAAACCCCGUCUCUACUAAAAUACAAAAAAUUAGCUGGGCAUGGUGGCACGUGCCUGUAAUCCCAGCUACUCAGGAGGCUGAGGCAGGAGAAUUGCCGGAACCCAGGAGGCGGAGGUUGCGGUGAGCCGAGAUCGCGCCAUUGCACUCCAGCCUGGGUAACAAGAGCGAAACUCCGUCUCAAAAAAAAAAAAAAAGUUUCAUUUAAUAGAAAAAAGAGUUGAAAAUGACAACUGAACAAUGUCAUAAAUUAUGACAGAAAGAGUUUCUUGUGUAAUUUCUUAGUCAAACUAUCAAUCAAAAGUGAGUAUGUUAUAAAGUCAUUUACAGACAGAGUCCCGCUCUCAUAAAAUUCCUAGAGGCUUUUCUCCAUCAAAAUGAUACAACACCGAUAAAAGAAAAACACAGGGAUCCAAAACAGGAAGAAGGCAAAGUAUAUCCCAGGUGGGUGGAAGAAUAGCCCCAGAAAGACACCUGUGUAACACGCCUAGAGAAUAGCCCAUCCAGACUGAAGCAGGGGGACGAAGGCUCCAGAGAGGAGACCACUAAGAAAAAUAUUAAAAAUGAUAGGUUCUUUGAGGUAUUUCUCCCUACUGAGAGUUGCCUAAAUUCCAGGAAAAUAAAUUGAGAAUGAAUUGGUUACAUGGUCGUAAAAGAUAAAGUAAAAGGCAGUUAAUAACUGUGUGGAAAACUAAAAGGCGCAUAAGAUAAGAAAUAUAUUCAUAGUACUAUA
This is a messenger RNA of Callithrix jacchus (white-tufted-ear marmoset), 6482 nucleotides long. RefSeq names its product glutathione peroxidase 5 (gene GPX5). The record is from RefSeq and is a predicted model, not a curated record. Gene Ontology annotation, biological process: response to oxidative stress. Gene Ontology annotation, molecular function: glutathione peroxidase activity. Lineage: Eukaryota; Metazoa; Chordata; Mammalia; Primates; Cebidae.